AUGAAGAAGAUCAUUAGUGAUCUUGAAGCGGGUCGUCCUAUCAACUGGCCGGAUUAUAACUUCUACACACUGGCGAAUAUUGCCAAACGAUACCUUUUACAUAUUGAAGGUGGAAUUCUUGGGCGUGAUUCAGAAGAAAAGCUACUUUCCAUGCUGGAUCUACCUGAUGACCAAGCCCGGAUCGAAGGAAUGCAUAGGUAG
Messenger RNA from Echinostoma caproni, 201 nucleotides. NCBI's taxonomy places the organism in Eukaryota, Metazoa, Platyhelminthes, Trematoda, Plagiorchiida, Echinostomatidae. The record is from the annotation of a GenBank genome assembly.